Molecule: messenger RNA, 4914 nt
Organism: Biomphalaria glabrata
Lineage: Eukaryota; Metazoa; Mollusca; Gastropoda; Planorbidae
Product: transient receptor potential cation channel subfamily M member 2-like
Exons: 29
Coding region: 324-3311 (995 amino acids)
Biological process (GO): calcium ion transmembrane transport
Cellular component (GO): membrane
Molecular function (GO): ligand-gated calcium channel activity
Source: RefSeq, a predicted model, not a curated record
ACUGACAUAAUGGAAGAUUUUUUACAAGAAAAUGUACACGUCAAGAUUACGGAAGCAAAGCCAUAAAUGAUCGUAGUGUUAUUGGCUUUAUAAUGACUUCGAUUUCAAUUGCUUUCAUGAUAUAACGAAGAUUCUAAGAUCCGACGAGUUUUGUACAGCUACUCGGAGAUUCAAGCGCUCAAAACUGGAUAUUUAUAAAAACAACCUUACAAGUUACAACCUAUAUUUCGAUAGAGAAAUUACACAUUGUAAUCUCAUCAUUUAAAGAGAAUGUAAACUAAUGCAUAUCUGAACACACGUUGCAUUCUGGAGGUGAAAAAGGAAUGGAAAAAGGCCUUUGGAAUACUCAUACCUGGGAAGGAAACAGAAAAACAAAGUAUAUCGAAAAAAAUGAAUUAAACUUGAAAGACCUUGGCAUACACGGAGACCCUAAAUACAAGUUACUUGUCCAGUUAAAAUUGCUGCCUACAGGAGUCAAGGAAAGAACACUCAGAAAAUUCGUCUGCAGUUUGAUCAAGGCCGUUGAUUAUGAAGAAUGUCUGCUGAUUGAAAUAAAUGACGAUGUUGUUAAUGUCAUCGGAAGUGACCUACACCUGAUGAAGAAAAAGGUCACUGGGAUAAUGAGCGCUUCAAAGUUUAAGGCAUUAAAAGAAGAGAAAAACAAGUUUCUUAACUUAAAAUAUUCAAACUUCAAGCGUCUUAUUAUAGUUGAAGACAAACGUGUGCUAAAGAUUGAUUUAGAGGGCAAAGAAGAUUUCUAUAUAUGUGAUAUAGAAGUAGUUAGAGGUAAAAGGGCGUAUAACCAAUGCGCUAGAGAAAACAGCAGAGAAAAAUAUCUAAGUGAAUUUCCAAGCUCCAGUCACAACAAUGGACAAAAGAUGAACAAGCCUAUUUCCUUCACAAACCCGAUGUUCAUUACUGAACCACCUGACACUAAGAAACCAGGUAACGUCGGAGAGAAGAACAACUAUGAAACCAUUACAAGUGUAGAUGAUGGCUAUAUAUAUCAUCACAAAAGAAAUACUUCUUCGGAUCGAUCCGAUUCAAUACAAAUAUCAUUCAUGGGAAGAACGGGCACUACAAACCAAGAGCCCCAUUUUUUCCAUUUACAAUUGAAUGAUAAACGUAGCGUUGACAUUUUAAGAGAACAGAUCUACAUGAGAACAAUAAAAAUGUAUAAAGUUCCACGAAAGAAAAUAGAUGCUUUUUAUCUCAGCCUCUCUUUGAACUAUGUGGAUGAAGAAUUGACUUCAGAUGAUAUAUUACAAUGGUCAGAAAAACUCGAAAAGGUUGUGGAGCUCAUCGUGAAAGACUUCAAGACAGAUUUUCUAGAACUAUUGCUGAAUAUAAACGAAGAGAGAGUUGUUGAAAUACUAGCCAAGAUUUCUAAACAUUUUCAACAUCGAACUGACCAACCUCGAAAGUAUACAGAUUUUCUGGACAUUAUUCCCUUAGGAAGUUCCCUGAAACUGUUAAUAGAAGCUAUUGAGAACAAUAAGUUCCGCGCAUCUUUGUAUUACUGGACAAAACAGAAGAACCUGAUAGGAGCGGCACUAGUGGCACAGAAUGUUUUGAAAGAGAAACUGGAAAAUACAUCUUUUAAAAAUGAAAAGAAGAAGUACAAAAAGUAUUUGAGAAUUUAUGAAGAUAUUUCAAUCCAAAUUUUGGACUCCUGCUAUAACAAAGACAGAAUAAGGACUUGGUUUCUUCUUACCAACGAAAUUUUCAAGUGGAAAGAAUCCUGUAUUACGAUAGCCUUAAAAACUAAAAAUAAACUAUUUCUAGCACAAGAGGCUUGUGUUAUGGUUAACAGUUUGAGUUGGCACAAUUAUGUUGGAGAGGAUCUGGAUAUAUUAAAUUUAAAACACGGCAUCAAAGAGACAUUUCUUUCUCCAAGUGGACGUUGUCGUAUGGACAUGUUCUCUUACUUAAUAUUUCUAACGGCCUACAGUGUUCUGUUGGUCUCAACUCUAAACAAGACUACGUUUCAUUGGCUGGAGGCUGUGGUCAUGUCCUAUUUAGGUAUUUUCCUCAUAAAGGAGUGUGACCAGUGUUGCAACAAAAUUUGCAAAAGUCUGAAGCAGUGUGGUUAUAACAUUAGAGAUCCUUUCAACAUCUUGGACCUGCUGUCAAUCACUAUCGGUUUCGUUGGAUGGGCUUUUCGCUGGGCGGCCUACAUCAUCCCUGAAGAAGACAGAUUCAUGAUCGCAGCUCGCUACCUUCUGUGUUUUGACUUCAUGCUCUAUAUGUUCCGAUUCCUGGAGUUCUUCUAUCAGAACAAAGUUCUUGGACCGAUUCUAGUAGUCAUCAGAAAUAUGGUCAGAACCUACAUUCACUUUCUUUUGAUACUGACGAUCUUUUGGGUGGCCUACUCUAUUGUUUCAGAGAGUAUUUUAUACCCAGAGAAGGAACUGAAAGCAGAUAUCCUCUAUUCAGUUUUUCGCAGAGGAUUCUGGGCCAUGAUGGGAGAAUAUUUUCUAGAUGAAAUAGAACAUUUCUCAGUUGGAUCUUGCUCUAACCUUAAAUCUGAAAAUAGUUCUAACAUGAGUUGCCCGACUGUAGACGGGGAAUACUCCAUUCCAAUACUGCUGGCAGCGUAUGUUCUAUUUGUUCAGAUACUGAUGUUCAAUUUACUGGUCGCCUUGUUCAACAAUGAUCUCUCAACCAACGAAUCCAAAAGAGACAUGAUCUGGAGUUACCAAAAAUGUAUGCUUUGUAUGCAGUAUUCGGAGUGCAAAAUUCUAUUACCUCCCUUUCUACCUUUUUCUUUCUUAUUGAGAGGAAAGGUUGGCAAUCCAUUCAAAUCCAAACUCAACGAGGGAUACAUUGCACUUGUAGGCUUUGAACGAAGUGCAGCACAACAUAUAAUAGAUAAACUCAUCAAAGAGAGAUACAGUAAAAAUGUUUCACGCGAAUAUAGAAAAGAUAAGAAUGAAACAUUAGAAAGCAGAAUUGAACAGCUACUAGAAUUGUAUGAGAAUCAACGUAGCAGUAAUACAAGUCGAGGUUCUGCUGCAACCCAUGACACAUCGAUAUCAGAUUACACACAGAUAGACAGCCAAAGAAUAAACAUAUCAGAUAAAAUAGAGAAAAUAGAAAGCAAGGUCGACAAGAUAUUAGAGCUGUUUGAGAAACAUAGGCAACCUUCUGCUUGUUCUGAUGACAUAAAGAGAAAUCCUCAAGAAAUAGCUGGAUCAGGUAGUGAAAGUCGACAGCACUCAAGCAGACUACAAGACCAGCUCACCGGCUCUAAUGAAAUAAGAACAGACCUCUUUACUGAUUAUACUGACGAAAUAACAUAUCGUACAUGACCUUUUGUAAACGGUUUCAAAAUGUAUAUAACAGACGCAGACUUCAAGAAAUAUACAAAACUGGCCAAGAAAUUACAAACAAUGAACUGCAAUAGGAAUCAAUGGAUCGUCUUCUAUUAUUACUAUUACUAGCCUAUCUUAUUGAUUUCAAUCAACCAACGAGAAGAGUCUUUUUACAUUAGCUUUUUAUCAGUACAUGUUAAAUAAUUAUACUUUUAAUGACAUUUUCAUUCUUUUUUAAUGUGUCAUCCAUUUUUGUCAUGUAAAUGAAAAUAACUACAUCUAUAUGAGACAUUGUUAAGUACACGCUUUUCACAGUUAUUAUUUAAUGGGUUAGAGCAGGGGUUCUCAGCCUGUGGGUCGCGACCCCCUUGCGGGUCGAUUGACGAUUUGCCAGGGGUCGCCAAAGACCAUCGAAAAAGUUUAUUGUUUUUGUCUAUUCCUCUAUUGCUGUGUGUGUGUGCGGGGAAGGGGGGGGGUCGCGGCAGAGUUAGGGAUUGUAAAAAGGGGUCGCCGAGCUGAAAAGGUUGAGAACCGCUGGGUAAGAGGAUGAAAUGACGAGUGGAUGAAAGAUUAGGCGAUGACGUGACAAAGGAUGAGUUGUCUUUUCAAAAAGGAAAUUUGCUAUGUUUAUCUUUUUUUUUGUGUGAUUAAUCUAUAUUUUUUUUAUUUAUUUUUUUUUAGAUUUUAACUUGACAACUAUUUUGUAAUACAUUAUACACGCUCAUAUGUUUCUAAGGACGACGGUUAGCAUAGGGUCUAAUCUAAUGUGGCAAGUGCAACGAAACUAUUGCCUUUAAACCCCCAAAACGUAUGGUUCGACUGUAGGGCAUCCUGUUCAUCACAAAGUUUAUACCUUAUCUAACUUAUCUGGCUGAGCGGUAAAGCGCUUAGCUACCGAACCGGGGUCCGGGGUACGAAUCCUGGUGAAGACUGGGAUUUUUAACUUCGGGAUCUUCGGGCGACUCUGAGUCCACCCAGCUCUAAUGGUUACAUAACGUUAGUUGGGGAAAAGUAAAGGCGGUUGGUCGUUGUGCUGGCCACAUGACACCCUCGUUAACCGUGGGUCACAGAAACAGAUGACCUUUAUAUCAUCUGCCCUAUAGACCACAAGGUCUGAAAGGGGAACUUUACUUUUUUAAACUUAUCUGCUACUUCUUUUCUUUAAUUUAAUUUAAACCUGUGACAAAUUUACAUUUAUUUAGUGAAUCUUUAUUAUGAAAUUAUUGCUAUUUUAAUGUAUAAAUGCAACUUAUUUUACAUUGGAAAUUGUUAAUCUUUUAUGCCUUAUAUGGAAUCAUGUUAAUUAUCAUGAUACGCAAAGAUAGAAAUAUAUAAUAAACAGAGACACAAAUAUAUGAUAAGCAAAGAUAGAAAUAUAUAAUAAACACAGAUGAUAAUAUAUGAUAAACAAAGAUAGAAAUAUAUAAUAAACAAAAAAAAUAAAGAUAUGAUAAACAAAGAUAGAAAUAUAUAAUAAACAAAGAAAGAAAUAUUUGAGUUGUGUUUGUGCUUGGGGGCGAAACUGACCUGAGGACUGUGUUGAUGUGUUAACAGAGGAGUUAUGAUCGCUGAUUUUCGACGGAUAAUUGUUUUUCUUGAA